This is a messenger RNA of Odontomachus brunneus, 2289 nucleotides long. RefSeq names its product calcium uptake protein 1 homolog, mitochondrial (gene MICU1). Gene Ontology annotation, biological process: calcium import into the mitochondrion; mitochondrial calcium ion homeostasis. Lineage: Eukaryota; Metazoa; Arthropoda; Insecta; Hymenoptera; Formicidae. Bases 157 to 1650 code for a protein of 497 amino acids. The record is from RefSeq and is a predicted model, not a curated record. Gene Ontology annotation, cellular component: uniplex complex. Gene Ontology annotation, molecular function: calcium ion binding. The transcript has 12 exons.
GUCUCCUAUGAUGUGGAUCAUUUUGUAGUUGCAACAUAACCCUCUCGUCAAUUUCAGUCAUUGGUCAUCAUAGUGGUGUCGUCUUUCGUUCAGUAAUAUUGAGAUGCUCCUUUAUGAAUUAUUAUAAAUAAAUUGUACAUAAGUGUGGCCGUCACAAUGCUGCUGAACAGAAGUGCAUAUGUAUUUCGUCAGUGUUUGCAACGCAGACCAUUUGCAGUUGGUGCAUUAAACACUCCAGAAUGUAGCAGAAACAAGUUUCAAUAUAAGCAGACUCGUGAUUUCCGAAAUUUUGGACACACUCCUAAAAAGAGUCCCAUCUAUUAUUUCAUACCGUAUACACUUUGUGGGUUUUUUAUGAUAAUCAACGUCUUUGACUGGCAACGUUAUUUAAACUUAAUACCCAUUGAGGAUCCUGAAAUAAUGCCUAAAGUGGAAGCUGCUGAAUUACCAGCUGCUGAAUUAGAAGAAAACCAGGACAAUGGAGACUUGGAAAAUACAGAACAUGAUUUACAGAAGAAGAAAAAAAACAAGAAAGAGAAGAUUGGAUUUCGUGACAGAAAGAUAAUAGAGUACGAAAAUCGUAUGAGACAUUACUCAACACCGGACAAAGUAUUCCGUUACUUCGCGACUCUCCAGGUCACGAGCAAUGAUGUGCACGAGGUGUUUAUGACUCCGGAUGACUUUUUGCGAUCGAUGACGCCCGGCGUUAAACAGCCCGACGGUCUUGGGCUGGACCAGUAUAGGCGUUACGAUCCAAAGAAUAUCCACACAAAGUUAGAAUUGGAAUUGGACGAAGAUAGUAUUUUCUACAAACUGGGCAGUGCAGGCCUCAUUACGUUCUCUGAUUACAUCUUCCUGCUGACUGUAUUGUCAACUUCCAGACGUCACUUCGAGAUCGCCUUCAGAAUGUUCGAUUUUAACGGAGACGGUGAUGUCGAUUCUGAGGAGUUUGGAAAAGUGGCUACAUUGAUACGACAACAAACUAGUAUUGGUACUCGACAUCGAGAUCACGCAACCACAGGCAAUACGUUUAAGGGAGUGAAUUCUGCGUUAACGACAUACUUCUUUGGACCACAAAUGAAUCAGAAAUUAACGAUCGAAAAAUUCCUGGAUUUCCAGCAGCAAUUGCAACGGGAGAUCUUAAGUUUGGAGUUUGAACGACGAAAUCCGGACGAGUAUGGAAAUAUUACCGAAGUGGAUUUCACGGAAUUGUUAUUGGCUUAUGCCGGAUAUCCAGCUAAGAAGAAGGCCAAGAUGCUGAAGAGAGUGAAGAAAAUGUUUAAAGAAAAUCCAAAAGGUAUCAGCAAAGAGGAGUAUCUAAAGUUCUUCCAUUUCCUCAAUAAUAUUAAUGAUGUGGAUACAGCAUUGACGUUCUAUCAUAUAGCUGGUGCAUCUAUCGAUCAAGCAACAUUGAAACACGUAGCGAAAACUGUUGCACAUGUCGAUCUAAAUGAUCAUAUCAUCCAAGUGGUAUACACGAUUUUCGACGAAAACAUGGAUGGGCAACUUAGCAAUCGAGAAUUUGUAGCAGUGAUGAAGAAUCGUGUCCUUCGUGGCUUAGAGAAACCAAAAGAUACUGGAUUUGUCAAAUUAAUUCAAUCUUUGAUGAAGUGUGCAAAAUAUAGUAAUCUCUUGUCAUUCGAUAAAUAAUUGAAGAUAUAAACAAAACUAAAAUGCUGCUUAAUUUAUGUUUAAGAGUUUCUGUAUUUUGUUGUGUUGAUAGUAAUUUAUAUAGAAAAAAAAAUGUUACUCUCUAUAUAGAAAAAGAUCUCUAUAUAGAAAAAAUGUUACUUUAUACAGAAAAAGAAAUAAAAUGUUACUUAAAAUAGGAUUGUAAUAUUUAAAAUAGAAUUAUUGCAUUUAUUGCAGCAUUUGUGUUCUUUAAGACCGGUUUUUCAAUGAUAGUUUAAACUUAGAUUUUAACUUAAACUCUGUUUAAAUAAGACAAACGCAUUGUUAGAAUAGAAUUUAAACUUGAAUCCAAGUUUAAACUGCUAUUGAAAAACUGGCCCUUAAUAAAUAUUAAACAUUUAUAUUAAUCAUAACAUUAUAUCGUGCAAAUUCUGCAUCGACGAUAUGCUAUAUUGUACUUUCACUAUUCUACUAAAUAGAGCGUGGCGUCUAAAAAAACUCGUGAGUUGUAAGAGUCACAAUUUCACUCAUCCAGUAAACAUUCAGUACGUAGCCGUAAAACUGCUUGUAUCAUUCGUUGCAAGUUAAGUUCAAGAUUAUUAAGUGUUACUAAUUCUACAACAAUGUGUAGGAAAUAUAAUCUUAAAAUAUUCUUUA